CUCUGGUGAAGAGAUGGCGUUUGGUUGAUGGAAACCAUCUAUCCAUCCACUCAUUCACAAACUUACCUGUUAGUCCUCCCAAGAGUCAUCGAAGGAUCUAUCAGAGAGUCCACUCACGCAUGUUUCCAUCUUGUAACCAUCCAUCCAUCCACCUAUCCACCCAUCCACCCGUCCAUCCAUCCACCCAUCCAUCCAUUCAUCCACCUGUCCAUCCACCCGUCCAUCCAUCCAUCCAUCCAUCCAUCCAUCCAUCCACCCGUCCAUCCAUCCACUCAUCCAUCCAUCCACCCAUCCAUCCAUCCACCCGUCCAUCCAUACAUCCAUCCACCCGUCCAUCCAUCCUCCCGUCCAUCCAUCCAUCCAUCCAUCCACCCAUCCAUCCACCCGUCCAUCCAUCCAUCCAUACACCCUUCCAUCCAUCCAUCCAUCCAUCCAUCCAUCCAUCCAUACAUCCAGCCGUCCAUCCAUCCAGCCGUCCAUCCAUCCAGCCGUCCAUCCAUCCACCCGUCCAUCCAUCCAUUCAUCCAUCCACCCAUCAAUCCAUCCAUCCACCCGUCCAUCCACCCGUCCAUCCAUACAUCCAUCCACCCGUCCAUCCAUCCACCCGUCCAUCCAUCCAUCCAUCCCCCGUCCAUCCAUCCACCCGUCCUUCCAUCCAUCCAACCAUCCAUCCAUCCAUCCAUCCAUCCACCCGUCCAUCCACCCGUCCAUCCACCCAUCCAUCCGUCCAUCCAUCCAUCCAUCCAUCCAUACAUCCACCCGUCCAUCCACCCGUCCAUCCAUCCAUCCAUCCACCCGUCCAUCCAUUCCAAGCGUCCAUCCAUCCACCCGUCCAUCCAUCCAUCCAUCCAUCCAUCCAUCCAUCCGUCUCUCCACCCGUCCAUCCAUACAUCCAUCCACCCGUCAAUCCAUCCAUCCAUC
This is a messenger RNA of Sycon ciliatum, 921 nucleotides long. RefSeq names its product guanine nucleotide exchange factor subunit RIC1-like. The annotation marks the transcript as partial. The transcript is spliced from 2 exons. Lineage: Eukaryota; Metazoa; Porifera; Calcarea; Leucosolenida; Sycettidae. The record is from RefSeq and is a predicted model, not a curated record.